AUGAAGAGCUUCUCUAAGCGCGAGGCGGACAGGAGGACGUUCCUGGAGCAGGUUCGGGAAAGCAAGGAGAAUGGCUACCUCCUCUCUUCCAAGAAGAUAGGCUCGGGAGCUUUCUCCAAAGUCUACCUGGGUUAUGCCACCCAAGAGAAAAUGAUGCAGAACUACAAGCUGGCCUCAGACCUCAGGAGCAAGCGGCACUCCAUGGUUGCUAUAAAGAUCAUCUCAACGGCAGAAGCACCUGUAGAAUAUACCAAAAAGUUCCUCCCAAGAGAAAUCUACUCCCUCAAUGUUACCUACAAGCAUCUAAAUGUGAUCCAGCUCUACGAGAUGUACCGGAACAGUAAGCGCACCUACCUGGUCCUGGAACUGGCCUCUCGGGGAGACCUCCUGGAGCACAUCAACGCCACGUCCGACAGGAGGGAGCUUCCUGGGCUGGAGGAAGAGGAGGCGCGAAGGCUUUUCCGACAGAUUGUCAGUGCCGUGGCACACUGCCACAAUGUCGGCAUCGUCCACAGAGACUUGAAAUGUGAGAACAUUUUACUGGAUGAACGUGGCUUCAUUAAGCUGACAGAUUUUGGGUUUGCCAAUCGCUAUUCCCUGAAGAAUUCCCUAAUGAACACCUUUUGUGGCUCCGUGGCCUACACUGCCCCUGAAAUCCUCAUGAGCAAGAAGUACAAUGGGGAGCUGGCUGACCUAUGGAGCCUUGGGGUGAUCCUCUACGCCAUGGUGACAGGGAAGCUCCCCUUCAAGGAGCGUCAGCCUCACAAGAUGAUCCACGUGAUCAAGCAGGGACUGGCUUUCCGACAGCCCAUCUCACCAGAAUGUCAGAACCUGAUUGAGGGUUUGCUUCAGCUGAAGCCGGCUGCCCGCCUGGGCCUGCAGCAAGUGGCCACGCACCGAUGGAUGCUGCCUGCCACGUCGGCCAUCUUCCACCGAGUGAUGAGCUCCAUGGGGGUCCACCCGGAGUGCAACCUAAGCCCAGAGAAGUCCCAAGCGAUACAAGCGGAGCCCCCGGGCGCCACGUCGCAGCUGCCGGACCUGGAGAGCUCGACCAAGGCGUCGGAGAGCGCCAAGGAGGGCCAAGUGCGGCCCACGCCGCGCGCCGCCUCGGCCACGGGCGCCUUCCCCGCGCGGGCGGCCAAGGUGGCGGCGGCGGCCGAGAAGAAGAGCAGCGCCGACGGGGCGGCCGGCGCCGCCAACUGCAUCCUCCAGCUGCCGUCGCCGCGCAAGACGGAGCGCCCGCCGCGCCUGUCGCUCUACCGGCCCAGCCUGCUCAGCAGCCUGCAGCCCUUCCACCACCUGCCCAACUUCCGAAAGCCCGGCUCGGGCUUCUCCACCAGCGCCUACGUGAGCAGCAAGCGGCUGGCCGACCGGGUGCCGGCGCGGGCGGCGGCGCUGGGCGCGGGCGGCGGCGGCGCGGGCGGCUCGGCGAGCCUCUCCAAGCAAGUGCACUCCCUCUACACCAUGACGCCGUGCCCGUGA
Messenger RNA from Zootoca vivipara (common lizard), 1482 nucleotides. Its product is annotated as testis-specific serine/threonine-protein kinase 5-like. NCBI's taxonomy places the organism in Eukaryota, Metazoa, Chordata, Lepidosauria, Squamata, Lacertidae. The record is from RefSeq and is a predicted model, not a curated record. Gene Ontology annotation, biological process: protein phosphorylation; intracellular signal transduction; microtubule cytoskeleton organization. Gene Ontology annotation, molecular function: tau-protein kinase activity; ATP binding. Gene Ontology annotation, cellular component: cytoplasm.